CCACACCAGCGCAUGGGCAAAAGCUUGCAGGACACACGUGAGGAAACCAGAUUGAGAAACAGAAACCUGAAGGAAACCCCGAAGUACAGCCCGCCGGACGUACACCCGAUAAUACAGCUUACAUAAAAUCUAAGGCCGAAAUUGCAGACAUGCAUUUUGACGAGUUGCUACAGAUUGUGAAUGGAUUUGGCCCCUACCAGAAACUACGACUGUUCCUGAUAUGUUUGGUUGGUAUUGUAUGUGCGUUCCAUGCAAUGAAUAUGGUGUUUGUUGGAGCUAAACCCGACUAUCAAUGCAAGAUUGGUGCUAUGAACCUUUCUGAAAGUGACGGUUUCGUUAACACAAGUUUCACACAAUGGAUGAAUUUUUUAAGAGCCAAAGGAGACGGAUGUGAGAUGUAUAACCCAACACAGGCAUACAAUAUGAUCGCCAACGGAACUCUGGCCAUCCGGGGGUCCGAAGUCACGGGGGAUUCUAACUUGCCCUUGGAGACCUGCACGGAAUGGGAGUACUCGGAAGAUGUAUACGGGCCGACCAUCGUAUCUGACUUUGACCUGGUUUGUAGUCAGGCAUGGCUCCGAAGUACAUCGAAGACAUUCUACUUCUUAGGUCGUCUCCUUGGGGCAGUCAUAUUCGGACAGCUCUCAGAUAUAUUUGGGAGGAAGCCAAUGUUCUUUUUCGGUCUACUGUUCCUACUGAUAGCCGGAUGUGUUGCAGCUGUAGCGCCCUCUAUGGCGGUGUUCAUUCCAUUUUAUAUCCUACAGGGGGCAGCACAGACCGGCCUCUUUCUGGUUGCGUAUACAAUGUGUACAGAAUUGGUGGCACCAAAAUAUCGACUGAUGGCUGGGUUUAUGAUACAGAGUUUCUACAGUGUGGGGUACAUGACCCUGUCUCUGAUGGCCUACUUUAUCCGACACUGGCGCUACAUUGAGGUUGCCAUCACCGUUCCCGUGGCCCUGUUUGCAGCCUACUGGUGGUGUCUUCCAGAAUCUGUCCGCUGGUUGCUUUCCAAGAACAAGAUUGAGGAGGCCAGGGUGAUCAUGAAAAAAGUAGCUAAGACCAAUAAAGUAGUUCUUACCGACAACAUGAUGGAGAAUUUAACCGAUAAAAAAGACCAACCGGAAGUUCCCGAAGACAGGAAGUACACCUUUCUUGACUUGCUGCGACCUUUUCCAAUGUUUUUACUAUCCAUCAACGUUUGGUUUAAUUGGUUGAUCAACGCUAUGGUGUACUACGGUCUGUCACUGGGUACAGAUAACCUGGGAGGCGAUCCCUACAUCAACUUCUGUAUAGCCGGGGCUGUGGAGAUCCCAGCCUAUGUCCUCUGUGUCAUCUUCCUCAACAGGCUGGGUAGGCGCUGGCCCCUCUGUGGAACCAUGCUUGCGGGAGGGAUAUCGUGUAUCAUAUCUGGAUUUAUCCCUAAUGACAUGGUAGCAGUAAAGGUCACAUUCGCAAUGUUGGGAAAGUUCGGAAUUACAGCAUCAUACGGUAUAAUCUACUUGAUGGCAGCCGAGGUGUUCCCAACGGUUGUCAGAAAUGCUGGUAUGGGCGUAUCCUCCAUGUGUGCACGUAUUGGGGGAAUGUUGGCCCCCCAGAUGUUGGAGUUGAAACAGGUUUGGGGCCCACUGCCGCUCAUCCUCUUUGGUGGUCUGUCGAUCCUGGCCGGCGGACUCGCCUUGUUACUUCCGGAGACUGCGGGGAAACCCCUUCCCCAAACCAUCGAGGAUUGUCUUAACAACCGGUCAAAGAAAGUUACGAAAGAUUUAGAGACAACUGAGAAGAUUAAUUUACAGGAAAAACUAUAGUAUCUAAUCAAUACUAGAAUUUAAAUAUUUUAUUUAUAUAUAUAUGACUGUACUGACAGAUAUAUAACAAGACUUUGAUAGAUGAGCUUCAGUUUAAAAAACCCCAAUGAAUAACAAAAUCACGAGAUGAUUUGUUCCGUGGAGUUUAUCUGGAAUUGAAGAAAUAAUUAGGCAAAUAUCCAUUACGAUGCCUUUAAAAAUGGACUUUUACUUGUAUUCUUCAAAUUGUAAAUUAAAAUGUAAUUUACUAGCUUUAUGCACGACGCCAACGAAAAAGUAAAUCAUAGUAACUUAUAUAUAAAACAACUUCCAAGAUAACAGCGUAAGUACAAUUGUAAAUUCCUUUGAUCAAUUACUCUUUCCAAACGUUCUCAUAAUGUGCUAUAAUUUAUGUUCUCAUUUUUCGCUAUAAUUUAUGUUCUCAUUUUUCGCUAUACUUUAUGCUCUCAUUUUUCGCUAUAAUUUAUGUUCUCAUUUUCCGCUAUAAUUGAUGUUUUUAUGGUGUGCUAUAGUUUAUGUUUUUCUAGUUUGGUAUGAUUCAUAUUAACAUGAUGUGAUAUAAUUUAUGUUCUCGAUCGUUUGCUGUCAUUAUUCUCUAUACUUCCUCCAAAAUGAAGAUUACAUAAACAUAGUUAUAUAUAAGAAUUAAUCAACACAUAUACAUACAUGGACGUUGAAAAAGUACAAACGUAUUGUUAUUUUAAUGUGUACAUAAAUAUUUUAUAAGAGAAGGGAUUGUACAUUGUAAGGGCAUCAUUGCUUUAAUAAACAAUCAGACGAUUUGCACUAAUCUUAAUUGUUCAUAAUCUUCAAAUGACAGCUUAUAACUUAAUUCACUACCCAAUAGGGUAUUAGUCAAAUCGAAAUCUGGUAAAUUAUGCAAAUAAACAUUGAGUUGUAUAUCACAUAUACUUCAGUAAUUAAAUGACACCACACUUUGUCUCUUACUUCAGUACUGUUAUCACAAUGUAUAUCAUCGGUCUUUCACGUGCAUAAAACCGCACAGACCUCUAUAUGUAUGAGUGUGUACGUGCUGGAGGAUAUCACGUGAUCUCUAUGAGUACCUCUAUAUGUAUGAAGGUGUAUGUGCUGGAGGAUAUCACGUGAUCUCUAUGAGUACCUCUAUAUGUAUGAGUGUGUACGUGCUGGAGGAUAUCACGUGAUCUCUAUGAGUACCUAUAUAUUUAUGAGUGUGUACGUGCUGGAGGUUAUCAAGUGAUCUCUAUGAGUACCUCUAUAUGUUUGAGGGUGUACGUGCUGGAGGAUAUCACGUGAUCUCUAUGAGUACCUAUAUAUUUAUGAGUGUGUACGUGCUGGAGGUUAUCACGUGAUCUCUAUGAGUACCUCUAUAUGUUUGAGGGUGUACGUUCUGGAGGUUAUCACGUGAUCUCUAUGAGUACCUCUAUAUGUUUGAGGGUGUACGUGCUGGAGGUUAUCACAGGAUCUCUUUAAAUAUUUCCAUAUGUAUGAGGGUGUACGUGCUGGAGGUUAUCACGUGAUCUCUAUUAGUACAUCUAUAUGUAUGACUGUGUACGUCCUGGAGGAUAUCACGUGAUCUCUAUGAGUACCUCUAUAUGUAUGAGGGUGUACGUGCUGGAGGUUAUCACAGGAUCUCUUUCUAUAUUUAUGAGGUCGUAUGUGCGCAAGGUUGAAUAUUUGUUUUGGUUGUUGCAACUUGUUAAGGAGAAUACUAUCGUCUAAUAAGAUAGAAUUAUUUGGCGGGGAUAACAUUUUCAGAAUGACUAAAGAAGGAUUAGUUAGAAGUUCAUUUUCUUUAACACUUUUUGGAAAGAAAUUUUAUAUGGUCAUCAAUUGUAGAAAAUAAACCACCCACAACCCCACAACAAAUUGUUUCCCAACCUAUCUGGUAUAAUGACAGUAUUAAAAUAGAUAGAAGACCUACUUUUUAUAGACAGUGGUGUUUAAAAGGAGUUUUCUUUAUUAACGAUCUUGUAAUAAAUAACAGUUUUAUGUCUUUUGAAUGAAAUGUUCACAGAAAAAUAUGAUAUUGAUA
Messenger RNA from Mizuhopecten yessoensis (Yesso scallop), 3819 nucleotides. RefSeq names its product organic cation transporter protein-like. The transcript is spliced from 11 exons. NCBI's taxonomy places the organism in Eukaryota, Metazoa, Mollusca, Bivalvia, Pectinida, Pectinidae. Gene Ontology annotation, molecular function: transmembrane transporter activity. The coding region runs from base 150 to 1805 and encodes 551 amino acids. The record is from RefSeq and is a predicted model, not a curated record. Gene Ontology annotation, biological process: transmembrane transport. Gene Ontology annotation, cellular component: membrane.